This is a messenger RNA of Geodia barretti, 1053 nucleotides long. NCBI's taxonomy places the organism in Eukaryota, Metazoa, Porifera, Demospongiae, Tetractinellida, Geodiidae. The record is from the annotation of a GenBank genome assembly.
CUGCUCGUGGCGCAAGUUACCAUCAUCGGCACCGGAUUGAUCGGCACCUCCUUGGGGUUGGCCCUGCGUAAUUCCACCCUGCGCGACCUCACCGUCAUCGGCACCGACGCCGACAGCGCGGCCCGCUCCGGCGCCCAGCGGCGAGAUGCCUUCCACCGCGUGGAAGGUCGCUUGGGCAACGCCAUCGCCGAAGCCGACAUCAUCGUUCUCGCCACGCCGGUCCUCGCCAUGCGCGAGCUCAUGGAGGGCAUGUCCGACUACCUCCCCGAGGGAUGCGUCGUCACCGACGUGGGCAGCACCAAGACCCAGGUCCUGCAAUGGGCCGACGAGUUCCUGCCCGACUCCGUGGACUUCGUGGGCGGACAUCCCAUGGCCGGCCGCGAAACCCCAGGCCCCGAGAACGCCGACGGCACCCUCUUCUCCGGCAAGCCCUACUGCGUCAUCCCCAGUCCCCGGGCCAGCCAGCGCGCCGUGGGGGAGGUGUCCACCCUGGCCGAGGCCGUGGGCGGCGUCCCCUACUUCAUCAGCGUCGACGAGCACGACAGCUUCGUCGCCGCCGUGAGCCAUCUGCCCUUCGUCCUGUCCACCGCCCUGAUCGGCUGCACCAGCAAGUCCGCCAACUGGUCAGACAUCGGACAGCUUGCCUCCUCAGGCUACCGCGACAUCACCCGCCUCGCCUCCGGCGACCCUGUGAUGCACCGCGACAUCUGCAUCAGCAACGCCCAACCCAUCGUCGCCUGGAUUGACGCCUUUAUUCGGGAGCUCUACGAAUACCGUAAGCUCCUGGAUACCGACGGCGACCUACCCGACACCGCCGCCGUCGGUACUGUUUUUGAGGAUGCCCGCCUGGCCCGCAACCGGUGGAUGGCCGGGGAUGUCAACCCCCGCGCCCAGGAACUGCAGAACAUUCCCGAGUAUCCGACGUUCAGCCAAUCCAUGGGUCAGAUGUUCAUGGGUGGGUGGGCCGACCGUGCCCGCCGCAUGAUGAUGGGUGGCGAGCCGCCCAAAAGCCGGCGCGGCAAUGACCGCGACUCCGGCACGCCCCGGCGGUAA